AUGUCGAUAAUUCCGAGCUUUUUCGGCCGCCGAUCGAACGUGUACGAUCCAUUCUCACUGGAAGCCUGGGAUCCAUUUGAAGGCUGGCCACUAAACACAGGUUUCCCGCAACUAUCGGGCAAUUUACGAUCCAACUUCCCAUCGUCUUCUAAUUCCGAGACCGCAUCAUUUGCCCAUGCUAUGAUUGACUGGAAAGAGACCCCCAACGCUCACGUUUUCAAGGCCGACGUGCCGGGGCUGCGGAAGGAGGAGGUGAAGGUGGAGCUUGAAGACGAUCGGAUUCUUCUGAUAAGUGGAGAGAGGAAGAGAGAGAUGGAGGAUAAGGGCGAUACAUGGCAUAGGAUUGAGAGGAGUAGCGGGACUUUCAUGAGGAGGUUCAGGCUGCCGGAGAAUGCGAAUGUGGAUCAGGUGAAGGCAAACAUGGAGAAUGGGGUUUUGACUGUAAUUUUACCAAAAGCGGAAGCCAAGAAGCCUGACGUGAAAUCAAUUAAGAUUUCUGGUUGA
This is a messenger RNA of Fraxinus pennsylvanica, 504 nucleotides long. Lineage: Eukaryota; Viridiplantae; Streptophyta; Magnoliopsida; Lamiales; Oleaceae. The record is from the annotation of a GenBank genome assembly.